Caenorhabditis sp. 36 PRJEB53466 is the source of this 3529-nucleotide messenger RNA. Lineage: Eukaryota; Metazoa; Nematoda; Chromadorea; Rhabditida; Rhabditidae. The record is from the annotation of a GenBank genome assembly.
AUGGAGGGCACGGAAUACGGUGAACGAGUAAACGGGUUCGCGAAGCCCUAUCCUCCGAGGCCCCGACAGCCCGACCCAGCAGCAGCAGCAGCCCCUCAGUCUCCGAGCGUAGCCGGUCCUGAAGUGUUCUGUGUGCAAGGAGUCAAGGAUAAGGCUCCGUACCGUUUUCUGCAGCAAAAGGUUUGCUCCUAACCUUCUCUGAUUUCCAACGCAUUCAUUGUCUUCAGGUAGAGAUUUCCAAUGUAUCCCUGAAAGAUCGGCGGUUUCAAGUCAAAACGGAAAUCGUUCUGAUGCCCCUCGAACGAUCGAUUCAUCACAUUGAUCUGCACAUCGGACGGCAUCUUUUGCUGCCGAAUCAGGCGUCCGGAGUAUCAGGAAUGGCGGUUACAGUAGAUGGAAUUGAGUGUGCUUACGUUCGAAAAGAUUCUAUUGGAGUAGGUUGGAAAGUUGAGAACCGGUAAAAGAAAGUCAAUUUUCAGGAUGUAGUUAACUCGAGACCGGAAAAGAGCAUUUCGAAUCUGGAGCCGAAAAUUAGUGAAAAGUUAAGGGACGGCGACUAUAAUCUACGCAUAUCAGUCCCAAAAGAUAUCAGAAAACGGUUGAAACAAACGAGGAAGUGCGUGCAAGUACGAAUCGAUGCAAUCGUAGAGAGCCCCGAGAGAGUAAGCUUUAUUCCGUUAGUUUUUGCAGCUGAAAAGUGUAUUUCAGGGUGUGAAGUUUGUCGAUUUCACUGGCGACAGGAGAGACGACGUCCACUUGUACACGUAUCACUCUCCGUACAUUUCGGGAACCAGAGAAUGGGCUCCAUGCCUUGACGAACCGGAUCAGCUCACAAUUUGGGAGCUUAAUUUUGUGCUCGACCCAGAACUUGUUCCGAUCGCAAGUGGAGAACUAGCACACAAAACGGAAAGAAGCGACGGACAGAUCAUGUACACUUUCGUGCAACAAGUACCUACGAGCGCAUGCAAUAUGGGUUGGACAAUCGGAAAGUUCAACUUGGAACCACAUCCAGAGUCGCCGACGGUACGAAUUGAUCGAAUAAGCUCAAACUCGAAAGACCUCUUUUACAGAUAUACACAUUUUCGCUGCCUGACUUGGAACCAUUUGUAAAGCAUACAACUAUGUACCUGGACAAAAUGGUGGAAUUCCUCGAAGAGAAACUCUCGUGCCGCUUUCCGUUUCCAACACUAAAAGUGGUAUUUGUGGAUCAAAGCCCGGACGAGAUCCAAGUGUACAGCUCCCUUCUGAUAGUGCCCACUUCACUGCUGUACCACAAAAAAAUCAUCGACGUUGUGCAGGAAGUGCGACAGAAGCUGAUCUUCGCCAUAGCUCAACAGUUCUUUGGAUGCCUCAUCUCGCCGGCUCAUUGGUGGCACUGGUGGAUUGUGCGAUCGAUUGCGCGCUUCCUGACGAGUUUAUACGUGGAAACGAAACUGGGAACUGCGGAAGCAAGAUGGCAACUGAAGAGGGCAAUGGACGACGUUUGUGACUUCGAGCAUCAAUGGGGAAAGAUCAUUCUGUCGCCAGAUCAGACGGGUGAUGCGAGACUUGCAUUACACGUGGAUUCGAGGCACGAAUACACCGCAUCCCCCCUUUACGUAGAAGCGAUGUUGAAGAAGGGAUUUCUAAUGAUGCGGAUGCUGCAGAAGAGGAUCGGACUCGAGCCGUUCAUGCGGGUGCUGCACAGAGUGCUCACAGUAGCCCUGGACAUGAGCGAGAAGAAAUACAGUCCGCCCGCGUGGAGACAUCUUCUCACGAGCACAGAUCUCUUCUUUCGGACGGUUUGCUCUGUGACCGGACGGGAGAUCCCCUCGUUUUUGGAUCAGUGGGUACGGUCGGGCGGGCACGCCGCCUUCGCUCUCAAGUUUGAUUUCAACCGGAAGAGGAACAUUGUGGAGAUCGAAGUGAAGCAAGAAGUGAGCAACGGAAACGGACGGAUGCCCUACACAGGACCUCUUUCGGUUAUUGUGCAGGAAGUGGACGGCGCCUUUUCGCACACAAUCCAAAUCGACGGGCUGGUCUCGCACGCAGAGAUAUCGUGUCAUUCGAAAGGACGAAAACAGAAGAAGAAGAAAGUACCCAUUUUGACAGGCGAGGAAAUUGAAAUUGAUCUGACUAACAUGGAUGCGGAGUCACCGAUCUUGUGGCUCAGGAUAGAUCACGAUUACCUGCUGAUAAGAGAGAUUUCCAUCAGCCAGCCGAUGUUCCACUGGGAAUACAUGCUCAAAUACGAAAGAGACGUCAUUGCUCAGAUGGAAGCACUCGAACGGAUCCAGUCGCUACCGUCGGCCCUCAGCCGGAGUGUCAUAGUGGACGCCGUCGCCAACGAGCGCUUUUUCUACAGAAUCCGAUGUCGUGCUGCAUUCGUUCUCUCGUCUGUUCUGAAUAGAAAAUCGGAAGCGAUUAUAAUCGGCACUCCAGUUCUGAUCAACAUGUUCCGGUAAAAUCCGAUUCUGUUACUUCGUAUUUUAAUUUCGUGAUUUGCAGGGAAAACUUUGGUUCAAAAGCUGCGACGAACAUUCCGAGAUCGAAUAACUUCGUGGUCACUGCUCAUAAUCUUCAGCAAUAUUUCGUGAUGCAGGCCCUUCCACAGGCAAUAUCGCGUUGUUGCAAACAGGGCGGAGGAUGCCACGACGAAGUGCUUCCCUUCCUUCUGGAUCUUAUCAAAUUCAACGACAACUCGACGAAUCGUUAUUCGGACGACUUCUACCGCGCCGCACUUUACAACUCUCUGGUGGCUUGCAUCCAUCCGAACGAAAGCCUUCCGUUCCGAGUCGAUCUGCCCGAGAACCUCAGCACAGAAUACCGCAUUCUCAUCAAAGAAUUCACAUACGCACUCAACAUGGACACCGUCAAUCCCAGCUACGGUCGAAUUGUCGGAAUCGCCGCGCUCAGCGGACUGUACCAGAUGCAAAAAUGCGGUUAUCUUCCACUCGACUCGAAUCUUCUGUGGACGUUCGCCCACCGGAAUGCGUGCGUUCAAAUGAGACGUUGCGCAGUUACCCUGUUGGUCGAUCGGGUUGCAAACGACAUCCACGCAGCAGAGACACAGCGGGCAGAUUUGAUGAGACUUCUAGAGUUGGCUGAAAGUGACGAGGAUCCCUCGAUCCGCAUUCUCAUUCCCAAGUUGUUCGCUCAAACUCCUCCGUUCAAACAUACAGAAAAGUUAGUUUAUUCAAUUAAAUUCAAACCAUAUAACUCUCUUUACAGCACAAAAUUCGGAAACAAGUUGGUAUGCAAUUCAGCAGAAGUCGCGGAGAAAAUAUGGAGUCUGUGCACAAACGUAAACAUAGACGGCUGUGUGCGAAGCGGAUUUCUCGACGUCUACUAUUCCAUGUACGCUCUCGGAAUCCCGCCCGCAUUGAACGGCCCCGAGGAGGCUGCAGGACAGCACCGCUGCUUUGUCACAGUCCCGAAUGCAGCAAAUACUCUUUCUACGUCGCAAUGGCAUAAUAGUGGAUACGAAGCGGCGAGGAGGUCUCCGCCACGGAAAGAUUUCGGCGAUGAGAUCAUGAAUCUGAUGCACUAA